ACUCAAUUGCCCUGCUCUCCUCUGCGGCCUAAGGCCGCACGGCUGUUGAUGUUGGCUCUCUCCUGUUCGGCCGCCUGCCACAGACAGUCCCAGGGAAAGCAGAGCUGAGCGCCGACAGUUCAACGAAGCUUUCUUCUUCAGCCAAAUAUGGCGAAAGCUGAGAGAGAGCGCCUCGCUCUGAUCCUAAAUUCUCAUCUCAACACCAUCCACGAGACCUUACAGGUGUUGGAUCAAACGCCGCCUGCAACUGUUGAGAAGGUGAAGUGGGAGGAUGUCAUCAAGAUGGGCGAGCAAGUUUCCAAGCAAGCCACCAUUGUUGGAAUGCUAUGGACUGGAGGUACACCCAAAGCUAAAGAAGUUGAGGAGAAUAUGGCUUCGUAUUUCAAUGUAUUGCAGGGUUUCCUAUUGUACUUUUACGGAAGCACGGUUGGGGCGGGACCCACUCUUUCUUCGAAUCUCCAUCAAUCAGUGAUGCAAGUUGUCAAUAGCAGUUUCAACUUGAUGAAGGAUUCUGUUUCUUCUUCCGGGUCGCGCAGUAAAGACCAGAAAGUUGCAGUCCCGGUUCUGGUUGGUAAAGUAUGGGAAGCAUGUUCUGGUCUUAAGAAGGCCCCUGCUACAAAUAUUGCUGCAAUUGGACGGGCCAUGACGCAGGUUGCAGUGUCCAUGAAGGAUGUACUUCGGGAGAUGAGGGAGCUCAAGCCCGAUUCUGGUGGACAAGAAGAUGACCAGCAAACUAGUGGUGGCGUUGCUGGUGAUGGUGAUGGAAAUGAAGAUGACGAUGACGAUGUCGGUGAUAUGGGCAAUGACUUAUCGCCUGAAGAGAUGAAGGUGGCUGAAUUAGCAAUGGAGGUUGUCUCCGACUUGCUUCUAGUAAUUAAAGAACUUAUCCGUUCCAUCACGGGUUUGCUCAAGAUGGAGAAAGCAGACACUAGUGGGAGCUUCGUGGACUCCUUGGAAAAACUGUUGAAGUCCAGCCAAGUGAUCGGGGCACAGAUUGACGAGCUCGGGGCUUGUCUUUACCCUCCGCAGGAGGUUUCGACCAUGGAGGCAGCCCUUAAAAAGAUCUCGAGUUCUCUUAAUGGGAUUGAAUCAGAGGUCGAAGAUCUGAAAGGGUCUACAGACACCUUUGUUAAGGCUUGUUCGGGUCUGAGGGGCUCAAUUAAGCAGCUAGAAUUAGUCUUGAGCUGCUGCUCUGUUGGUCAGUUGGAAGAACAGUUGACGAACACUAGUUUGAGUCACUAAUAAAUGUUCGCUUAGAUUUGCCAUUGGAGUGUGUGUAGAAGAUAGAGUCAAAGGGUUGUUUUGUGAAGGUACGACUCAUUAAGAUAGAAAAAAAAAAGGGCCUUUAUAUUGUCUUUAAAUCUUGUCUACGCAAGCAAUCGGUCCAUCUUAUGUCAUUGACUUUGGUUUUGGCUCCGUUUGUGGAAUAUCUCCUAAAACUAA
Punica granatum (pomegranate) is the source of this 1443-nucleotide messenger RNA. The record is from RefSeq and is a predicted model, not a curated record. Lineage: Eukaryota; Viridiplantae; Streptophyta; Magnoliopsida; Myrtales; Lythraceae.